Xyrauchen texanus (razorback sucker) is the source of this 3117-nucleotide messenger RNA. RefSeq names its product neurotrypsin-like. Gene Ontology annotation, cellular component: membrane. Gene Ontology annotation, molecular function: serine-type endopeptidase activity. Gene Ontology annotation, biological process: proteolysis. Bases 231 to 2717 code for a protein of 828 amino acids. NCBI's taxonomy places the organism in Eukaryota, Metazoa, Chordata, Actinopteri, Cypriniformes, Catostomidae. The record is from RefSeq and is a predicted model, not a curated record. The transcript has 14 exons.
CCCGAGUCGGUGUCUUUUUUCAGUGUCACCUCCUAUAUCCAUGACUCAGUCAGACCCCAGCAUGGGAGGAGUGUUUAGAGAAGUUUAGAUAAUUUUCCCUGUCUCAUAACAUAAUGUUCUUUUUUUCUGUGAGACACAUUUAUAAACCGUUCGCGCAGGUGAAUUUGGGACCGCGGACAGCAGUAAUGAUGGGACAGUUGUGCUGGAUGUAGGCUAUUGCCAAUGACAAGAUGGAUAUCACUGGGAUCCUCUCUAUCGCUAUUGUCUAUUAUUUCUCUAUUUGUGUCUAUGGCGAGGCGGGACCAAAUAUUGUCAACAUGAAAACCCUGCAGAGCUCAGGCCCUCUGUCCUGCUCUGAGGGUUUCACUGAACUGGGUUAUUACAAUGGAUCUGUGUCUCAGACGGACUCUGGCUCUUCCUGUCUUAAAUGGACUGAUUUUCCAGACUACAUGCUGCAAUAUCCCAACCGUGGGCUGGGCAACCACAACUACUGUAGAAACCCUGACCGUGAGUCUAAUCCCUGGUGCUUCUUCAGACAGAGGUCAGGAGCCAUUGGGUGGACCUACUGCGACUGCCACCAGGGUGCAGUACGGUUGGUGGGGGGUUCGUCCAAUAAGAGUGGCCGCCUCGAGGUGUACCUGAAUGGCCAAUGGGGAGCAGUAUGUGGCACCCACCUGACUGACCGAGAUGCCAGUGUAAUCUGUGGACAAUUGAGGCUUGGUGAAUUUGGCACUGCACUUCGGCACUCCUACUUUGGACCUGGUUCUGGCCUCUUCCACUUUGAACGUCUUGGCUGCCAUGGCAAUGAAAAUUCUCUGCUGGAGUGCCGGAGUCGGAAAUAUGUCUCCGGCGACUGUAACCAUGGCAAUGAAGCUGGAGUGGUUUGUGAUGUACCUAAGGGCAGUGGUGCCCCCCUAAGGCUUGUGGGAGGACUUGAGGAUUUUGAGGGGCGUGUGGAGGUGUAUCAGAAUGGGAGGUGGGGCACUAUCUGUGAUGACGAAUGGGAUGAUAUUGAUGCUGAAGUGGUCUGCAGACAGUUGGGAUUGGGUGGUGUGCCAAAGGCGUGGACAUGGGCACACUUUGGGCAGGGCACCGGGCCAAUAUUCCUGUAUGGGGUGCACUGCACAGGAAAUGAGCUCUCUCUUGAGGAAUGUCCUCAUGCUCCUUGGGGUCAGCACAACUGUGACCAUAAGGAGGAUGCCGGAGUCUCAUGCAACCCAUAUACAGAUGGAGUGUUGCGUCUAGUAGGAGCUGAUAGCCCGUGGGAAGGGCGCCUUGAGGUAUAUCAUGCUGGACAAUGGGGCACAGUGUGUGAUGACAACUGGACUGGACGCCAUGCCCAGGUGGUGUGUCGACAGCUGGGUUACCGAGGGCGUGCUGAGCUGGCUCCGGAUGGGAUGUACGGGCAAGGCACAGGGCUGAUCCUGCUGGAUGAGGUGAAAUGUGAAGGGGGAGAGAGCUCUCUGCUGGACUGUGCUCAUGAUGAGUGGGGGAAGCAUGACUGCUCCCACAGUGAGGAUGUGGGAAUACGCUGUGAGAGAGAACGUGAGAACAAUGAAAUCCCUGAAGUGCCUCCUGUCACAGGUCCACUUGUAAGGCUGGUUAAUGGCGAGAGCCGCAAGGAGGGCCGUGUGGAGGUGUUUAUUAAUGGCGAGUGGGGAAGUGUGUGUGACGAUGGUUGGGAUGACAUCAAUGCAGGCAUAGUCUGCAGACAACUGGGAUUCAUUGGUUCCUCCAAGGCCCGUUCCAUGGCUUAUUUUGGCGAGGGUCAGGGGCCCAUCCAUCUGGAUAAUGUGAAGUGUGUUGGGACAGAGGCUUCAUUGGGGGAGUGUUCAGCUCUAGGCUUAGACGCCCAUGAUUGUAGACACAGUGAAGAUGCAGGGGUCAUCUGUGACUACAUUACUGAGCCCAUUAAAUACAAGCAGGAAUGUGGUCUGAGACUCAACACACAAAGGCGGCAGAGAAGGAUAAUUGGAGGAGACAAUUCUCUACGGGGGGAUUGGCCGUGGCAAGUAUCUCUAUGGCUAAGGUCUCAAUCAAAAGGCACCCAUCCGCUUUGUGGGGCAACUCUCAUCGAUUCCUGUUGGGUUAUAACUGCUGCUCAUUGCUUUAAGAGGUUUGGCACAGACCCCUCCCGUUAUGUGGUACGGCUUGGUGACUACCACACAGAGGAGAGGGACGACUUUGAGCGCACUCUCUCUCCCGAACGCAUCGUAAUCCACAAGAGGUACCUCAGCCAGGGCUGGGAGUAUGAUAUUGCCUUACUGAAGUUGAAGGGCACUGAUGGGAACUGUGUGGCCUUUAACCCACACACUAAUGCAGUUUGCCUUCCAGCUCAGGGCAACAAGAGGGGCAAGAGGCCCACUGCAUGCGUUAUCACUGGCUGGGGAAUUACAGACUCCGAGUACUCCCGAACACUGCUGCAAGCCUGGGUUCCCAUACUGCCCUCCUGGAAAUGUAAAAAAUGCUAUGGCAGUCGCUUCACCAGCCGCAUGUUGUGUGCUGGCAGCUUAUCAAACCAUCGCCGUGUGGACAGUUGUCAGGGUGACAGUGGGGGGCCACUGGUGUGCCAGGGUGAGGCUGGGCACUGGAUGCUCACAGGAAUCAUCUCCUGGGGUCAUGGUUGUGGUAACCCCACCUAUCCUGGUGUAUAUACACGUGUCAGCAGGUUCUUGAAGUGGAUUGAGAAGGUCACUGACAGCUCUGCCAAAGUGUGAUGUUACAAUGUUGACAUUAGAGCCACUUAAUGCAUUGUACUGUACAGUAUAUACAUAAUGUAAUGCCUCUGAGGGUUUGCCAGCUGGCCAAUAGCUAAAAAGCUGGUUUGAUCUUGUUUUAUGUGUUGCACAUUUUACUACUUGCACCAUGUCAAUUCAAUUAUUUUUUCUACACUUGAAGAAACAUUCAUGAAAAUGCACAGGAAUGUGAAGCCACAGAUCUCAGAAGUGGGUGAGAUGUUUUUUGAUGGACAGCAGCUUUAAAGGGAUAGUUCACUAAAAAAUGAAAAUUCUCCCAUCGUGUAUUCUCACUCAUGCUAUCCAUUUCUUUUUUUCUGCUGAACACAAGCAAAAAUUUUUAGAAGAAUAUUUGAGCUCUGUAGGUCCAAAAAGCACAUAA